Cryptomeria japonica (Japanese cedar) is the source of this 1354-nucleotide messenger RNA. RefSeq names its product UDP-glycosyltransferase 91C1-like. Bases 12 to 1346 code for a protein of 444 amino acids. NCBI's taxonomy places the organism in Eukaryota, Viridiplantae, Streptophyta, Pinopsida, Cupressales, Cupressaceae. The record is from RefSeq and is a predicted model, not a curated record. Gene Ontology annotation, molecular function: UDP-glycosyltransferase activity. The transcript is spliced from 2 exons.
GAGUGUCAACAAUGGCAGAGAAAAAGCAGAAAGAGCUUCGUGUGGUAAUGUUUCCGGGGCUUUCCCAAGGUCACAUAACGCCCUUCCUUGAGCUUGCCAAAAGCCUGGCCAGUCAUGGUCUUAAAAUUUUCUUCGUCUCAACUCCACCGAACAUUAAAAGAAUUAAACUCCAAGCGUUUGAGUUACAAGGGUUAGAUCUGGUGGAGUUGGCGAUGGAAAAGCUGCCAACAGACGGAGAGUCGUCCGCCGAUGUUGUCAACAUAGAAGAAGAAUUGGACCUUUUGGAGAAUCCCUUCGAAGCGCUGUUGCAAAAGCUGUUACCAGAUUUUGUGAUUUACGAUAUGAUGCAGCAUUGGGUUCCUCGUUUGGCUGCCAAGCUACCCAAUCCCAUUCCCACCAUAUUAUUCGUCAUACUGGGAGUGGCCAAAUUCAGCUAUAUGCAAGGUCAUCUAGACACCACAUCGGGAAACCCAACAGCCAAGGAUCUGACCGUGUCGCCGCCCGUAUUCCCUUCACCCAAUAUUCAUUUCACUUUGUUCGAAGGGAGGAGGGCCAUGGAGCUGGUAUAUCGUAAGCAUGCAGAUGGUCUUAGCCUUGCCGACCGCGCCAGAAUCUGCAUGCGGGAGAGUUGGGCAGUGGCGUGCAAUACAUGCUUGGAGUUGGAAGGGGCGUACGUGGAGUAUUUGCAGAGCCUGGUGAAGCGGCCAGUGUACCCUGUAGGAAUACUCAUGCGUAAACUCCCUCCACUCCCCGUUGAUGACAGUUGCUUGCAGUGGCUCGACAGGCAGCCCGCUGCAUCGGUGGUGGUCUUGUCUUUUGGCAGCGAUAACAUUCUCACCCACCAAGAGCUCGCUGCAAUUGCAAUGGGUCUACAAGAGAGCAACGCCUCAUUCCUCUGGAUUCUGCCUGCCCAAAACGACUUGCCGCAAGGUUUCCAAGAUAAGAUCCGGGAAAAGGGAUUGGUGGUCACAAAGUGGGCUCCACAGUUACACAUUUUGAGUCAUCAGUCUACAGGUGCCUUUUUUACUCAUGGUGGAUGGAAUUCGAUGACAGAAGGCUUAAGGUUUGGGGUGCCACUCAUAUACCUUCCAAUGAAAUUUGAGCAUGGGUUAAAUGCAAGGCUUGCAAAGGAGCUAAAGGUGGGAGUCGAAGUUAGUAGAAAUGAAGAGGAUGGAUCUUUUACUAAGGAGGAUAUUAGGAAAGCAAUUAGAGUCAUAAUGGUAGAAGGAGCACAAAUCAAAUGUAAUAGCGCAAAGAUUUGUGACAUGUUGACUAGCAACAACUUUCAAGUUAGUGAAAGAAACAUGAGGAGAUUUGUCUCCAUGCUUAGAACCUUCAAUAAAUAACUAGGUUG